Messenger RNA from Cuscuta campestris, 5747 nucleotides. The record is from the annotation of a GenBank genome assembly. NCBI's taxonomy places the organism in Eukaryota, Viridiplantae, Streptophyta, Magnoliopsida, Solanales, Convolvulaceae.
CUCAUCUUUCCUCAUCCCUAUACCAGAUCAAUCAAUCGAUGGAUCCAAUCGUCUCAGCACUGCUGCCCAGUUUCCGGCAGGUCCCUCCGGCAGCUAUUCCUCCCAUGCUGGAUUGUGUAUUGGCUUCCACAGCAUUAUCCCCCUCUUCGAUUUUUACUGCUCUUCUUGAAGAGUUCUCUCGCAUUUCCAUGGAACAAAUACCGGCUGAGCAGAACUUGGGGCUUGAACAACAUAAUUAUAUCGAAUCAUUUGUUGGUGCACUUUGCCAUCUUUUGAUGAAAUUGGGGCAUGAUAUUAAUUCCAUGCAGUUAUUUGUUUGGGAAGUUUUUAUGCCAUUGAUGAAAUUGGUUCAUUCAUUUGACCAUGAGCUGUUAAAUAAGGUUAUCGAUUCUUUUUUCAGAGUAGUCAUUGCAACGAACGCUUGGGAAAUGGUUGGAUUAAACAUCGUGCGCUUUUUGUUAAGAUCAAUUGGACUAUCAAUGGGUAUGCUUCAAAGUAAAGAGUUGGCUUUUUACAGAUGGAACUCACAUAUUGACAAUUUAGGUGGGAUCUGCUCUGGUAUUCAAUCUACCCAAGAUGCUUCUUGCAGUCUUAAAAAGGCUGAAAUGAAUUACAUCACACUGCUAUCUGAACCAAACCAUUUUCCAUUGCAUAUGUCAUGUUACGUAUUGGCUCAGAUAUUGGAGGUUGUACUGGAAAUGAUACAUGCAGUUGGAAUGACUUCUGAAUUGAAUGUGUCAGAUGGGUUCUGUUUGAAAGUAUUUGCAUCAAAUUUGGUUUGGGAUCUCUCUAGUGUGGCAACUGAAAUGCUUUUGAAAAGUUUGGAACAUCGGUCUUCUGCAAUUAACUUUCUGCUCCCUUCUGUAUUCAGAGCAUUUUAUUUUCAUUCUUCUUUUGAAGUCUCAAUCAUUGGAAAUAAAUACAUGCUUUCUAGGAACCGUAUUCUAGGUGACAUAUGGAAGAACUGCAAGGAUCUGUUCUCUUUGGGUCCAUUGGAGAGAAGGGAUGCGUAUGCAACACUUUCUUUGUAUUUCUCUUCCUUUGUUACUCAUAAGAAAGAAGAUUCACACUUCAAUAACAAUGAAACAGUGUUUGAUUUGAGAGAUCAGCCAGAAUUCUGGGAUGAAAUUAAAAAGGGCUUGGUCAAUAAGGAUACUUUAGUGAGGAAGCAAUCACUACAUACUCUUCAAAGAACAAUAAAUUUAAGCCGGGAAAACCAAUUUCACUCUAGUGUCAAUACCCUAGAAGGAAGGAGCUCUGCACCUAGUGGAAUGACAAAGAGAGAGCGGUGGGCUGAGGAUGAAGCCAAAUCCCUUGGGAUUGGUUAUAUAUGUAAUUCUACUGUUGCCUCUUCUAGCACUACACUGAAAUGGGAUGCAUUCUUUCUUUUGUAUGAAAUGCUUGAAGAGUAUGGUACACACUUGGUUGAAGCAGCAUGGAACCACCAGAUGACUUUUCUGUUGCAUUCUUCUCCAUCUGCAGAGAGUGUAUUGAACAGCAAGUCCCACCGAAUGUGUAUGGACACUUUAGAGGAAAUCUUUGGCUGGCUGAUUUUACUGUGGGAGCGGGGCUUUUGUCAUGAUAACCCUCAUGUAAGGUGCCUAAUCAUGCAGUCUUUUCUUGGUAUUGAGUGGAGAGAAUACGAGCGUUGUGCAGAUCUAAUUCCCCAGAAUUUCAUCUUUGGGCCCCUUAUGGAAGGGUUGAAUGACCCUGUGCACCACAAGGAUUUUGGUCUAAAAGGUGUUUAUUCUACAAGUGCAAUUGAAGCUGCAACCAAGUUUUUAUCUGUAUAUGCGAGCUUUCUGGAUCAAAGGGUAGCGUUCCUUAGGAGUUUGGCAUCUGUUGCUAAAACACACUCUUUUGGACGAGCUGGGCUAAUGUGCCUUGUGAAGUGUAUAACUUCUGCUUCUUGUGGAGUUAAAAAACACAGCAAUUCUGGAAAUGUUCAAGAAAAUGGCGUCAUGCACAGAUCUGCACAAGAUAUUUCUACAGACAAAGCUGUAUUUCUGGAUUUGUGCAGAUUUUUUGUUGAAAGCAGUAGACAACAUUUCAAUCCCACUUACCGGCAUCAAGUUUGCAAGGAAAUUCUUGAUGCUGCUUUGUCGGUGAUGUCUCCAAAUGAUGUGCCUCUUGAAACCUUACUGCUUUUCAUUUCAAGCUUGCCACGGGAAUUGACAGAUAAUGGAGGUUCAUUAAGAUUAAAAGUGAAGACGUGGCUACAGAGUUGCAGGAUGCGUCUCACUUCAAAUUGUGACAACACAGAUCAACUUUUGCAGUUAUUAUGUGGUUUCCCAUCAAGGUUUAUAAGCUGUAGUAAUAUGUUACAUAGUUUUGUCACAUAUGAUGAUGAAGACCUGGACAUUUGGGAAUAUGAAGCAAAAAGAUGGGCAAGGGCACUUUUUCUCGUAAUCAAGGAGGAAAAAGACUUGGAUUCCAUAUUAAUGUUUAUUCAAGGAUAUGGCGCUGAUCUCUGUGAGCAGAAAACUUUUUUGGAGUGGAUACCUGUAAAGUUUCUCAUCCUUAUUUUGAGUUUGGUUUACGAACUGCAACUAAUCCAAGAUAGAGCAGACCAUAGCUUUGCGAGCAUAAUAUUAAAAGCAGUUGACUCACAUGAAAAAGCAGUUGAAAUUCCUAUGAAAAAGGAUUCUCAUAUUUUUGAGAGAUUUGCGAGAUCAUUUUGUACGUUACUGGAUUCCCUGGUCUCAUUUGCCAGGUUAUCAUGUAACAUUUUUUACUCCAGAAAUGUAAUAGAAGUCGGAGAUCUGCCUGGUUCUAUAAAAGGAAGGCUGGGGGGUCCAAGCCAGCGUCGGAUGCCAUCUUCUAUCGCCAGACCUGUAUUGCUAGCUAUUACAGCCAUAAAAUCUAUAGCAUCUAUCUCAAGGUGGUGCAUUCAAUUCAAAAAAGAUGCUUCAGUUGAAUUUGCUGUAACCUUCCUCUGGAAUGUCUGCUGGGAGGUUAUUACAUUCUCAUCUUUUAACUCAGAGAUUGAAGCAGAGAUCUCUCUAGCAGCCUAUGAAGCAGUGGGCAGUGCUUUGAAAGAAAUGACAUCCAUAUUUGCUCAUGUAUCAUUGGAUCCUUUAAAAUUUAAUGAUGGUUUCUCUCAAUCAGAAGCACAUGACAAACUGAAUUUGGAUUCUUUUAUUAGUACUUUUCUUCCGCACAUAAAUGGUUUAGUUUGUUGUGGAAUGUUAGUCCGCACAAGGCGAGCUGUUUUGUUGCAUUGGAAGUGGAUAUGCCUUGAAGCUUUGCUGUCCAUUCCUAAAUUUGCUUUACAAAAUGGAGUUUGCCUGGGAAACAAAAUGUUCUUCUUAUCCACUGACAUGCUAAGAUGGGCUUUCAAUGAUCUUGUGGACAACCUUGAGAAUGCUGGUGAAGUCUCUGUUCUGCCAAUGCUAAGAUCAGCCAGAUUGCUAUUGGAGCUGUUUGAUUGGGGACAUCGGGGGUUAAUGGGUUCUUCUUGUGCUGGGAUAAAUACUGAGAUGAUGUGGAGGUUGGUGCACUCUUCAUGGAUCUUACAUGUGAGCUGCAAUAAGCGUAGAGUUGCUGCAGUUGCUGCACUUCUUUCUUCUGUAUUGCACUAUGCAGUAUUUAGUGAUAAUGACAUGCAUGAGGUGGAUAGUGCUCAUGGGCCUUUGAAAUGGUUUGUACAGAAAAUUCUCGAAGAAGGCACUAAAAGUCCACGCACUAUUCGCUUAGCUGCAUUGCAUUUAACUGGUCUCUGGCUCGCAAACCCUAAUAUCAUAAAGUACUACAUAAGAGAGUUAAAGCUGUUAACUCUAUAUGGUUCUGUUGCAUUUGAUGAGGAUUUUGAAGCUGAAUUGUCUGAAAAUCAAGAUGCAAAAAGUGAAAUAGCUGUGCUGGCUAAAAGUCCGGACCCUGAGCUGACUGAAGAGUUUAUCAACACAGAAUUGUAUGCACGCGUAUCUGUUGCUGUUUUGUUCUAUAGACUGGCAGAUCUUGCAUGUAUGGAAGGAAUGACCGGAGAAAACAAAGAUGGAAGUGCUGCCCUUUCUUCUGGCAAAAUGUUCUUGCUGGAACUCAUUAAUUCUAUGGUCCAUAGACGCAAAGUUCGUGCAUGCCAGAUGAUUUGCAUUUUGUCACGAUUUGUUGAUCAGGAUAUUGUGCAUGGAGUUACACACAAUCUUCACGCAUGUCUCUAUAUAAACAAUUUGCCUUCUGUUCGGCAGUACUUGGAAACAUUUGCAAUUCAUAUAUACAUGAAGUUUACGUCACUGGUUAGGGAAGAAUUAGUUCCGCUUCUUCGAGAUUCUAAAAUGCGACCCCAGGCUUUAUCUUCUUAUGUGUUUAUAUCUGCUAACAUAAUCCUGCAUUCAACUGGAGCUGCACAAUCUGAAAGGCUUAGUGAAUUACUUCCUCCUAUAAUUCCUUUGUUGACAUCUCAUCAUCAUACAUUGCGUGGUUUUUCCCAGCUAUUAGUUUACAAAGUCCUGCAAACACUGUUGCCAACAAAUGCUAGUUACACUAUGGACCUGCCUCUAGAGAGAAAAUGCUUUGAGGAUCUUAAACUAUAUUUGAAGAACAAUCUUGACUGUGCACGGUUAAGAGCUUCAAUGGAAGGAUAUCUUGAUGCUUUUGAUCCACAGAAAUCUAUUAUGCCAGCUGGAAUUUUCAGCACUCGAGUUGAGGAUCUUGAGUUUGAAUGCGUGCCGGUAACCCUUAUGGAUCGUGUAAUAAGUUUCCUAAAUGAUGCUAGGGAUGACCUUAGGUCUUCAAUGGCUAAGGAUGUUACAACUAUCAAGGAAGAAAGUUUACGUAUUAACGAGGAUGUUAGGUGCAAUGAGUUGUCCGUAAAUCUAUCAGUUAACCCGCCGAUGUCUUUUCCAGAGGAUUUAUCAUUUGAUUUUCAGCGAAAACUUACCUUUUCCAAGCAUGAGAUGCAAGACUUGACUUCAACUAUCUCCUUGGAUGAUAAAGGAUCAUAUCAAUCGCUUCUUGACAUGGAAAAGGAAGACCAGCUUCUUGAUAAAGCCCUACAUAUAAGAACUGUAGCUUUUGAGAAGCUCAAGAAAAGUCGACAAGAUAUUAUCCUUGUAGCAUCACUUAUUGAUCGAAUACCUAAUCUUGCUGGUUUAACACGGACUUGCGAGGUAUUUAGAGCAGCCGGACUAGCGAUUGCAAACAAAGAUGUACUAAAAGACAAGCAGUUUCAACUCAUCAGUGUUACUGCUGAAAAAUGGGUCCCCAUUCUAGAAGUGCCUGUAAGUAGUAUCAAAACAUUCUUAGAGAAGAAGAAGCGCGAGGGUUUCUCCAUUUUGGGUCUGGAGCAGACUGCAAACAGCAUAUCUCUUGACCAGUAUGUCUUUCCCAAAAAGACGGUUCUGGUCCUUGGCCGAGAGAAAGAAGGUAUACCAGUGGAUAUUAUCCAUAUAUUGGACUCUUGUAUUGAGAUACCUCAGCUUGGAGUGGUUCGUUCUCUCAAUGUCCAUGUCAGCGGCGCCAUUGCUCUUUGGGAAUAUAGUCGCCAACAAAGAUCCCAAAAACCUCUUUCAUAGAACAAUUUGUGAUUCUCGUUUUUUUGUUAUUUGUCGGUCACAACGAGCUUUCGAGUCUGUUUUAAUCAGAGUUAAGUGUGGGUAAAAUUGAAGGGUGUUUGUUGUUCGGUCACAACGAGCUUUCGAGUCUGUUUUAAUCAGAGUAAAGUGUGGGUAAAAUUGAAGGGUGUUUGUUGUUGGGAUAGUGAAGUUGAAUGAUCUGUCAUUGUAGUGAAAUAAAAAUUGUACUCUAGU